AUGCCGGUUCCGAGUAGUUCAACUCCGACGGUUGAAGGAGAGUCUCGGUCGAAUCUGAAGCCAAAGAUUCGAGCACCCCCCCCCCCCCCUCAAAGAGGAUUCACAAACCAUGAUUGGAAGAUCAUAGGGACGACGGAAGUUUCGAUGGAAGACGAAAUGACAGAUUGUCGGGAGUACUUCGAUGGCACGAGAAACUUCAAGUGUAGAGGAAGAUCUGGUGGAUGGAGCAGUCCCGGCGGAGUAGGCUCAUCCUUUCUUCAGUACGGUGAGGUUGCGGCUCCUCGUAAGUCGUGGCUGAGAGGCGAACUCCACAACUUUGUCGCUUUGUAA
This is a messenger RNA of Arabis nemorensis, 330 nucleotides long. The record is from the annotation of a GenBank genome assembly. Lineage: Eukaryota; Viridiplantae; Streptophyta; Magnoliopsida; Brassicales; Brassicaceae.